This is a messenger RNA of Zophobas morio, 1097 nucleotides long. Its product is annotated as venom allergen 5-like. Lineage: Eukaryota; Metazoa; Arthropoda; Insecta; Coleoptera; Tenebrionidae. The transcript is spliced from 3 exons. The record is from RefSeq and is a predicted model, not a curated record. The coding region runs from base 64 to 1050 and encodes 328 amino acids.
GUCAAUCUAUUAAAAUUUGAUUUUUUUUUUAUUGUAAAGAAUUUUAGUCCGAAAUUCAACAUAAUGUUUCCCAGUGUCACUUUUAUGAUUAUGUUGCUGCCUUUUGCGACUCUGGCUGUUGAAGACAAACCGAACAAGUACACUAGGUACAAUUACUGCAAACUGAACUGCGAUGUGUACGCACAUUCUGCUUGCAUGUGUAUACGUAUACCACCACGAAAAGAAAUCAGAAAUUUACCAUACAAGAAAUUCAGAAAGAUGGUCCUCCACGAACAUAACAAAUGGCGGAACUAUCUAGCGUCAGGCAAUGAAAGCAGGCCACAGAUCGGGUGGACCCCUGCUGCUGGUAACAUGUUGGUAAUGAGCUACGACCUCGAACUGGAAUACAUCACCCGAUGUCGCGGACUGAUGACUUUCAGGUACAACGAAUGGGAUGAAACAGGUCAGGAUAAGUGCAGACUUCGCAAAGGUGGUUUCCCUGUUGGCCAAAAUUUAUUCGGUUCUAGCGAAAAUGAUACGCUGGAAAUGAUCCGUAGCGGAAUACAAACAUGGUAUGACGAAGUGGAAUGGGUGACGGAUGAAGACAUUGUAGAUCAAUUUGGUGGAAUAGGUGACACUAUUGGAAGUUACACCCAGAUGAUCUGGUGGAGUACGAAUCGAGUGGGAUGUUCCAUGGUUUAUAAUCCCGAAAACAGGGAAUCUUGGCGCUAUACUCUGAUCUGCAAUUAUGCGAGUUCCGUUGUUCCCACUUCCGCUGGAAACAGAAUAGGUGCACAAAUAUAUCAAAGAUCAGAAACCCCAUGUGACAGUUGUCCAAAUGGAACGACGUGUGGCGCAACGCCCGAAUACCCAUAUUUGUGUGGGAAGCAGAAGCCGGUACCAACCCAAGCACCAGCAUUAAUUAAAAGAACGUUUAGCGAAGGAGGCGAAAGUUUUGGACGCUCAUUUGAAAUUGGCAAACCACCAGAAGAAGCCUUUAGUCGAGCAGAAAAAAAAGGGGACAAAGUCGUCGGGUAUUUUCUAUUGGUACUUUUGUAUUUGGUGUAUUAAGUUUCUGGCAGCAACUUUGUCUUUACUAAAAGAUUGUUUGUACAAAU